Messenger RNA from Lipotes vexillifer (Yangtze River dolphin), 1308 nucleotides. It is a transcript of the gene LZTFL1, whose product is annotated as leucine zipper transcription factor like 1. Gene Ontology annotation, cellular component: cytoplasm. NCBI's taxonomy places the organism in Eukaryota, Metazoa, Chordata, Mammalia, Artiodactyla, Lipotidae. Gene Ontology annotation, biological process: negative regulation of protein localization to cilium. The transcript is spliced from 9 exons. The coding region runs from base 44 to 892 and encodes 282 amino acids. The record is from RefSeq and is a predicted model, not a curated record.
GUUGGGUCUAAAUGAGCACCAUCAAAAUGAAGUUAUUAAUUACAUGCGUUUUGCUCGUUCAAAAAGAGGCUUGAGACUCAAAACUGUAGAUUCCUGCUUCCAAGACCUCAUGGAGAGCAGGCUGGUGGAGGAGACCUUCACCAUAGAUGAAGUCUCUGAAGUCCUGAAUGGGUUACAGGCCGUGGUCCACAGCGAGGUGGAGUCUGAGCUCAUCAACACGGCCUACACCAAUGUGCUACUUCUGCGGCAGCUUUUCUCACAAGCUGAGAAGUGGUACCUCAAGCUACAGACAGACAUCUCUGAACUUGAAAACAGAGAAUUAUUGGAACAAGUUGCAGAAUUUGAAAAAGCAGAAUUUACAUCUUCAAAUAAAAAGCCCAUCAUAGAUAACAUAAAGCCAAAACUUGCUCCACUUAACGAAGGUGGAACAGCAGAACUCCUAAACAAGGAAAUUUUAAGACUUCAAGAAGAGAAUGAAAAAUUAAAGUCGAGGCUGAAGACCCUUGAAACACAGGCAACAAAUGCAUUGGAUGAGAAGUCAAAACUAGAAAGAGCACUGCAAGAUUUACAGCUUGAUCAAGGAACUCAGAAGGAUUUUAUAAAGGCCCAAGACUUGAGUGACUUGGAAAACACAGUUGCUGCUUUAAAGAGUGAGUUUCAGAAGACACUUAAUGACCAGACAGAAAACCAGAAGUCCCUGGAGGAGAAUCUAGCGACGGCCAAGCAUGACCUACUCAGGGUGCAGGAGCAGCUGAGCAUGGCUGAAAAGGAAUUAGAGAAAAAAUUCCAACAAACAGCAGCUUAUCGAAACAUGAAAGAGAUUCUCACCAAGAAGAAUGACCAAAUCAAAGACCUGAGGAAAAGACUGGCGAAAUAUGAACCUGAAGAUUAAAAACUGAAGAAGAUUUCAUCUGGAAGCUGCCACUAUAUGAAAGUACAAGCCGUUUCUCACCUCAGGCAUGUAUUUGAAGCAGUUUGUUGUAUCCCCUCUCUUUAUUUUUCUAAUAUUUAGACUUUGCUUCUGAUAUUUAGAACUAGAGUUCCUAUUUCAGUUACCUAAUUGAGGAGAAAACCUACUGACUGAUUCUGGCCUGUCAUCCCGAACUCCUCUCUGCUGAGUGUUCCAGAAUCUUAGUUCAAAUGCAGUGAGAAUUCUUUAUAGUAAAGAAGAGGCUUAUCCUUUUGCAUUAGUGUAAAGAGCACGCCUUUUCAAUAAAUGUUAAAGCUAGCAUUGUCUGUACUUGUGCAUUCCCCAGAGUAAAAAUAUAGAAUUAUUAAAGAUAGUUAUUACAAAUAAACCUUAUUUUU